AUGCAUCGUCUCAUUGCAAUGCCCCGACGCGACGUAGAGCCAUCAGGUACCCAUGGACCUCACCAAUCCGCCCGUCCUGUCCGCAACGUUCCUGGCCCAGGAUCAAGCCUAUUCAGGUUCACUGAGUUGCCUCCUGAGAUGUGUCUAUUGAUCAUCGAAAACUGCAGUCCAUACGACCUUGUUCAACUCAACGCGACCUCCAAGGUCAUCCGCAGCUUCAUAGGCUCUCAUCAGUAUCUAUGGGAGCGCUCCCUGCUAAACCUUAAACGUGGAAACUGUGACGCGGUACCCUCCCCUCCCCGUAUUCAAGCAACAGGCAACUACUCAGUCACGGCAUACAUCGCUUGGAUCUUUGGAGGUGGCUCGUGUUCGAUUCGCAACUGUUCUCGUGCUACUCAUAAUCUGCCUUGGUCCUUCAUAUUGGGACUGAGAGCGUGCUCGAGAAGUUGUCAGGAGAUGUUGAUGUCCAAGGACUAUAUCUUUUUUGAUGUCGCCCACAUAUACGACGACAGUCUGCUGAGUCGCUGGCUGCCUCAUCUCGUCAUCGAAACCCCCCAAACCCCAAUUCCCAUUCAUGCCUAUCUUAGAAAAUUACUCACUGCUGCCCGCCACGAACUCCAUUGUGCUGAGCGCGUCAACCCAAAACCAAAGAGAAAGAGCUCGGAGAAGCAUAACCCUUUUGCUUUGCGUGACCUGUAUGAGGACUAUCCCAAGCGACAAGAUGCUCGUCUGUUGCUAGAAGAGAAUGCUCGAAGACUCACCGAAUGGGUUGGGAACUAUCUGAAGGAGAAGGUCAUGGUCAUCAAGGCCAACACAGACUUUCUUCGAGCAACUGUUUCUGGGAGCCAAACAGAGCUGAACUUGAACCGCGUCCUUCAAACGCCGACCCUGGGACGGCUGCUCCAUGCCUUCAACAGAGACCUUGAGAUCCUAACACCAAGUGUGUGGGAACAGAACCGAGACGCGAUAAUGACCGAAUUGGCGACUACCCCCCACAUCAAAGAUCUUCAUUGCUCAAGCUCAAAGCUCUCUGAUUGCACAAGCUCUCAUCCGUCCGACCAAGGCAAACGCCGCUGUCCUGAUUGCCCGAGAUCCUCCCGUCUAUACUCUACACACGCUUUGCGCGACCAUCGUUCUGCAAAGCAUGCAUCGGCGGCCAAGUGUUAG
Messenger RNA from Mycena indigotica, 1167 nucleotides. RefSeq lists its product as uncharacterized. The transcript is spliced from 10 exons. The record is from RefSeq and is a predicted model, not a curated record. Lineage: Eukaryota; Fungi; Basidiomycota; Agaricomycetes; Agaricales; Mycenaceae. Gene Ontology annotation, molecular function: protein binding. The coding region runs from base 1 to 1167 and encodes 388 amino acids.